CCUCCCUCUCCGACUGAAGACUGGCUCAUUUAUAGAGGAUCUUCCAAGGAUGUAAUUGGGAGAAACCAUUCACAGGAGCAGACGGUCAGUGGAGCAUCGGCUUCAGGACCGACACAGGACUGAGGGUUGGCAACAUUUACACCAUAACAUCACCUGUGAUGCAGUUAAGAUCAAAGCAGGAGCAACAGAUUGCCCCCAGUUGCGAUUGUAGAUGCAGAUGAUGCUCUCUCGGGUCUGGAAAGGAAGCAGAUUCUGCAGCUGACGUCUCCUGGGCUCUGAGAGUCAGUUUGGGAAAUUACAACAACACUGAGCAACAGAAAGGGAAAGCUUUGAUUCAGACGGAAAGCAACAAGCUGGGCGUCAACAUCACCUCCACCACAAGCGUCUCCUCCCAUCAUCCUUCCUUUCGCUGAGGAGGACCGGGCAUCCGAGCUGUGAAUGCACAAACAGCAGGAGGAUUUGAGACAUUCACAGAGCAGAGUUUAGAGGAGUUUUUCUGUGGAACAUAACAAGCAAGAUUGGAUUUUGUCAGCGUGAAGGAGCAGGACAGACAAUAAUAGGUCUAUCAGACUAUCACCUGGACUUCUGAGGACAGCAAAGGAGGAGCAGGAGGAUGUACGCCAGCAUCUGCCAGAGAUCAGAAGCAAAACAAGAACCAUAGAGGUGGAGCAGAAAUGACAGAAAGAGAUUUAACUCUGCUUCGCAACCACAGAUAGAUAACUUAAAAAAGCCAUAAAUAAAUUUGCCAAUCAUCAAAAGUGGGCGACGAACAGAAAGAUAUCUGACUUCAGAAGGAUGUACUUGCAACACUGGAGCUUGCAUUUCGCCUAACGUUCAGAAGACCAUUUCUUCUUCAACGUCAACUUCUGCUGCGAGGACGUUUCUGCACCGAUUUGUUCCGGUGCAAGUUUUGGGGUUCUUGCUCGACUCUUUCUUUUCCAGGGUGAGGUGGAUCUGCCGUGGGGGGCAGCUGACAGCCUUCCAAGACGCCGCGAGCCGUACUCCGCGUGAAGAAUGCCCAGCCGCGCCUGGCCAAGCCGGCCGACCCGGGCCCGACGCCGGGCCUCUACAUGGAGCGCUCACAGAGCCGCAUCAGCCUGUCGGCGUCCUUCGAGGCCCUCGCCAUCUACUUCCCCUGCAUGAACUCCUUCGACGAGGACGAUGGGGUGGAUACAGAGGGAAGGAAGUUGAAGGGAGGCAUCCAGAGGAGCACGGAGACGGGUCUGGCUGUGGAGAUGCCAAGCCGGACCGUCCGACAGGCCAGCCACGAGUCCAUAGAGGACAGCAUGAACAGCUACGGCUCUGAGGGAAACCUGAACUACAGUGGCAUGUGUUUGGCGUCGGAUGCACAGUUCAGCGACUUCCUGGAUGGGAUGGGACCGGCUCAGUUUGUUGGUCGACAGACGCUGGCAACAACAUCCAUGGGUGACAUAGAGAUCGGUCUGCUGGAGAGGAAUGGAGGUCUGGAAGUGGAGGUCAUCCAGGCCAGAGGACUCACCAUGAAACCAGGUUCAAAGGGACCUCCAGCGGCCUACAUCAAGGUUUACCUCCUGGAGAACGGGAAUUGUGUGGCCAAGAAGAAGACCAAGUCAGUGAGGAAGUCUCUGGACCCUCUCUACAACCAGGCCCUGGUCUUCUCCGAGAGCCCACAGGGGAAAGUGGUGCAGGUGAUCGUUUGGGGCAACUAUGGACGUAUGGACCGCAAAUGCUUCAUGGGCGUUGCUCGAAUCCUAUUGGAGGAGCUGGACCUCAGCACAAUGGUGAUUGGCUGGUACAAGCUCUUCCCUACGUCCUCCAUGGUGGACCCAACGAUGGCGCCCCUCAUUCGCCACUCCUCCCAGAUGUCCCUAGAGAGCACCAUUGGGCCCUGCUGUGAGCGAUCCUAAGACUAAAGGAAAUUAUCAAGCUUUGUUGUUGCGGCUCCGUUGCGACCGAAUCCUAAGACACUUUUUCAAAUAGCCUGUAGCCCUGCACCUGGGUCAGCCAGGUGGUACUGCCGCUGGAGCUGAUAGGUGUAAAGUAUCUUAUUAAGGGCACUUUGACAGGUCCAACCACACAUGGGAUGGACCCAUCCCCUGAUAUGGAACUGACUACUAACUAGUAAGUCCUUUUGACACUCAUUGGUAGUGUAAUUCUUUUGAUAUGGUAUCAGGGUUUCCUGGGACUCACAGGAAGCACAUCUCUCUGUUGUUGCAACCGACAGCCUCUCAGACUCACAGGAAAAUGUCUUUGACGAGAAAACAAAACCCUUCUUAAUGAGGAUACUUCAAAGGAGGGCUCAGUAUGCCGACAUCGAUCACAUCCUAUUGGGACCACAAUGCACUGCAGGCUCAGCUUUGCUUCAGCUACGCGCCUUCACAGCCUACAAUGGGUUCUUAAUCCCAGGACUGCUUGUUGUCUUUCUGCUUCUCUGCUAAGGAGCUGGCUAUAUGUCCAUCCACGAGUCUGAGAGGAAGUGAGACGGCCCUCAGACUGAUGGAGACACCAGCCGCUCAUUUUGCUCGAGAAUCGAGGGGAAUGGAUCAGGACUACAAAGAACUUUAAAAAAGUAUAUUAUUACUUAUUUGUUGUUACCAACCAAGAUGUCUUGGUUUCAAACACUCAAGUUGAGCUGUUUUUCGUUUAUUGUGUCACACAUCUGGCCCUUCAAUGUUCACUUCAUUCAGUACUAUGUGUUUGUGAAUGGUGGCAUCUUCUGGAAGGAUCUUGGGGAUCCAGAGUACUGCUGAGUUUCUUUCUUUACCAGUUAGUAAGGACUUCAGAUAAAUACAUUGACCUUUAGUGCCAGGUCUAAAUUGGUCCCUGAGUGGAUAUAAAUGUUUUUAAACAGCAUUAGCACGUUCUAAGUUCUCAAAGAUCAUGAUGCCUGUACUAUUUUCGUUACAAUCAAUCGCGACAUUAGCUGAUUUUACUGAUUAUUUUGCCAUCUCUUGUUGAAGGUGCUUUUUAGAUAAAUCAGCCAGUGUUGUGUUUGGUAGGAAUGAGAACAGCAGCUUUGUAGGUUUUGAGAAAUAUUGAUUGACAAACCCAUUUUACUUGGUUAUUUCUUGAAUCUGAAUGAUUGCUUGCUUCUACAAAUGUCCAGCUUAUCACAAACAGUUUGAUAUCCGAACUCACAGAGGAUAUCGUAAAAUAAUUGGUUUCUUGUCACCAGAAGCCUUCUUAGUGCAUAAUGUUAUGCUCACGUACCUUGCCAUUCCUCAAAGCAGAUAACAUGGCAGAUACAUAUGCAUGCAACAUAUUGUAUAAGAUGAAGAUGCAAGUGACUUGUACGUCCGAAUGCAAUGUGGUUGAUCCUUAUCUGGAUACAAUCUGGAAACAACUGGCAUGAAACAGUCAAAUGGGUCUGACAUGUUGAGGGUGCUUUGUCCUCAUUAUGUUCUAAUAUGUUCUUUGUUGUUCUUAAUGUUCACAUCCACCUGGUAGUGCAGGACACAUCAAAGCAGGGGGAGGUAUUGUCCCUCUGUGGCUGAAAACGUGUUGUAUAUCGCAGUUUAAAUGUAGUUUGGAAUACUCUUAAGCUAAAGUCUACAAGUAGAUUUGAAGAUUCCUCCUCUCUUUUUUUUUUUUAGCUUUGGCUAAUAACAGUUUCUACUGUGCCAAUUCCCACCAGCAAGUGUCUUCUCCUUCCUCUUCCUCAAUUACCUUGCAGCAUGUGCUAUUGUGAGGGAGGAACAGAAACAAGCCCUCACAAGAUCUGACAGCAGUGUUCAGGCUGCACAGAGGAGCAUCCCUUUUAUUCUAAAUUACAGGCCUAAUCCACAAGGCAACUGGUGAUUAGCCAUGCAAUGCCUCAGUGUGGAGAGAGGAGGAGAGGGGAGGAAAGGGAAAGAGAGAGGAAGGAAGCAUGAAAUGUACUUUGCAUCAUCCAAACAAAAGAUCUGCCUGGACUGACGUCAGGUUUUACAGAUUUUUAAAAAAGGACACAAACAUAGGAUGAAUUUAAAGGGAACACAAUGUGCACACUGUAGAGAAAAAUAACAAAAGUAUACAGUAUGUAUUUCUUUUGGGCACUUUAUGAUUCCUAAUGUAUUUUUUAUGUGUAAAUAUUAUGGUUGUUAGUGUCUUUUGGAGUGAGCCAAAGUGUAUCUAUAAUAACUUAGUUAAUAAUGUUAAAUCUUUGAGGGAGUGAAGGGAUAUCUUGCUAGUUACCGUAAGAUUGUAGCAUUAGCUGGUAGCAUCCGCAUGACUGAUUAAAACUAAUAAAUAAUUAGCAGACUACUUGAUAAGAUUAAGCAUGAGCUACACGCUACACAGAAAGAGGUGAAACGAAAUACAGUAUCGGUUGAGACCCAACAUGAAUUGAGGAAUACAUUUAUAUGUAGCAAUUUAUUUCAGAUUCAAAGUGUACUACAUUUCCUUUUGGGCUUUUUACUGAUGCUGUAUAAUUACUAAAAGAAAAAAAGGUUCGUUUUUUUUUUACUUUGAAGCAAACAUUCUGAACAAAAUUGAAUUUGUCUAAUGCUUAUCAACACAAAUUUGAAAUAUAACACAAUUUUGAGUAAUUUUACGUAAAUGUUUGCGAGUCAACAACAUUUUAACUAAACAAUACAAUUUGGAGUAAUUUAAGUUUUUUUUGUGCAAAAGUGGCCUCAUUUUGCCAGUAGCAGUGUUGCAGGGAUAUUAAUACUGUAUUCAUUUUCAAACAAAUCAGCUACAUUCUGUAAAGCAAUAAUCAAAAACAUCCAGUCAUUGCCAUGUUUUAGUUGCACAGUGUUCAUUGCAGUCAAACUCAUUAAGUAAAAUGUUUGACAAGACAAUGUAGGUUAUCUUGUUGCAUUCUGUGUGAUGUAUAUAUCAGGACUUUUGUGAUUCCAAAAACUGUUAUCGCUUAAGUCAUUUUUUCCUGCUGUUCAAAACUUUAAGGAGCCAGGUUUUUAUGAUUUUAAAACCUUGAAAAUAGCUUGAAGAAUCUGAAGGCACUAUUUGUGUCUUUUUCUUUGAGAGUGACAUUGUGUGCAUUUCUAGACAUACAUAUCAUAUCAUGUCCUCUCUUGGGGAAGAGGUGGAGGAAGAGUGGGAGGAUGAAAGGGUGGAAGCAGAUUCUCUGUUAGGAAAUGGUGGCUGCUGGAUCCCAAAAGCAAUACACCUCCUCCAGUCUGCUCCCAAACUUUCCCCCUCAGAGGCCGUCCCCAACCCAACCCACAAGCCAUCUGGUACUCUCUCAUUCAAAGUGUCCCACAUUACCUCCAGUGAAUACACUUUCAGGUUGAGCGACACCGGUGUGAGUUGAAGUGACAUGGGGUUUUGUAACUUCUGUUUCUCAACACCAUUCCGGGUUAAAUGACCUCUCACAUUAUGCGUUGCUGGUCAUUAUAGUGUCAACUCAAUUAGUCUUUAUCCCCAAAUCUUCAAAAACAAAUCUUCCUUUUCUGUCUUGAUGAUCAUUUUAUCUACAGCAUUCACAGCCUUAACUUCUAUAAGCCAUCCGAAAGGCUCCUAAAAUACUAAAAAGGUGAUGUUUGGUUCUGGGAUACUAGAUGAGAAAGUUCUACAGGCUGUCAGGAACAUGUGAUAUGGGCAACUUUUGGAGGCAAUGCUGAUGGAAAACCUAUUCUACAAGGGAAGCUUUUUCCAACAAUAUCUUUGUUAAUUAUGACCAUUUCUUUGGUUAAACACAUUGAUCCAUCGUGUAACUUUAUUGGAGCAAAUGAUAACGCAUUGACUUAUUUAAAAAAGCCAUUUAAGGAUUGCAAAAUGCCAUUUACAAGUAUACUGUAAUGUUUUUUAAUUGUUAAAUACCAAUCAUCUCAUCGCUUGAUGAACCUCAAAAAAUGCUAGCAUAAGCUAAUCUUAGCAAAGUGUUAAGCAGCAAAUGCUCAUCUGCGUUGCUUUCCAUGUGUUGCUCAUGCAUUACUGCCUUGAGGACCUGAGUGUUAUUGAAAGAGACAAAGUGGUGUAACUUUUUUCAUUUCACCGCACUGUCAUUUAAAACACACACAUAAAAAGUGUAUUUGCAGAUUCUUUGGCAAACUGUUAUAUUGUUGAGUAAAUGCACAAUUUGGUGUAUUGUUAUUCUAUUCCAACUGUCAAUAAAAUAGUUUA
This is a messenger RNA of Trematomus bernacchii (emerald rockcod), 6045 nucleotides long. It is a transcript of the gene rims4, whose product is annotated as regulating synaptic membrane exocytosis 4. The transcript has 7 exons. The coding region runs from base 1071 to 1886 and encodes 271 amino acids. Gene Ontology annotation, biological process: calcium ion-regulated exocytosis of neurotransmitter; positive regulation of synaptic transmission; regulation of synaptic plasticity. Gene Ontology annotation, molecular function: transmembrane transporter binding; small GTPase binding. Gene Ontology annotation, cellular component: cytoskeleton of presynaptic active zone; presynaptic membrane. NCBI's taxonomy places the organism in Eukaryota, Metazoa, Chordata, Actinopteri, Perciformes, Nototheniidae. The record is from RefSeq and is a predicted model, not a curated record.